CCUGCGCCGCGAGGGCUACACGGUGCAGGUGAACGUGAACGACUACCUGGACAUUUACUGCCCGCGCUACGACGAGGCGCCGGGGCGGCGGGCGGCGGACGGAGCGGCGGCGGAGGGACACGCGGAGCAGUACGCGCUGUACAUGGUGGACGCGGAGGGAUACCGCACGUGCAACAGCAGCGGCGGCUCCAAGCGCUGGGAGUGCCGGCGGCCCGCGGCGCCGCGAGGCCCCGUGAAGUUCUCCGAGAAGUUCCAGCGCUACUCCGCCUUCUCCCUGGGCUUCGAGUUCAGGGCCGGCCGGGAGUAUUACUACAUCUGUGGGUACCGCAUAGCGCCGCCCCAUAAGCGCGUCACCCCAUUGCAUGGACCUAUAGAAAUGCCCCAUAGCGACACUGCCCCCCAGCGGCGGCCGGGAGUAUUACUACAUCUGUGGGUACCGCAUAGCGCCGCCCCAUGAGCGCGUCACCCCAUAGCGCGGCCCUAUGGAAAUGCCCUAUAGCGACACUGCCCCCCAGCGGCGGCCGGGAGUAUUACUACAUCUGUGGGUACCGCAUAGCGCCGCCCCAUGAGCGCGUCACCCCAUUGCAUGGCCCUAUGGAAAUGCCCUAUUGCGACACUGCCCCCCAGCGGCGGCCGGGAGUAUUACUACAUCUGUGGGUACCGCAUAGCGCUGCCCCAUGAGCGCGUCACCCCAUUGCAUGGCCCUAUGGAAAUGCCCUAUAGCGAUACUGCCCCCCA
Lagopus leucura (white-tailed ptarmigan) is the source of this 738-nucleotide messenger RNA. Its product is annotated as ephrin-A3-like. The annotation marks the transcript as partial. The record is from RefSeq and is a predicted model, not a curated record. Gene Ontology annotation, biological process: ephrin receptor signaling pathway; axon guidance. The transcript has a single exon. NCBI's taxonomy places the organism in Eukaryota, Metazoa, Chordata, Aves, Galliformes, Phasianidae. Gene Ontology annotation, cellular component: plasma membrane. Gene Ontology annotation, molecular function: ephrin receptor binding.